UCAUGACCCCGACGAUGCGUCUACUCCCGUCGACGCUACUGCUGCUGGCACUGUCCUGCUCGCGGCCUUGCACCGCGAGCGGCGGCGACGGCGGACCCAACAGCCCGGUGUUCAACCUGGACAACACCGCGCUCGAGAAGAACCUGGCGGCGAUAUUCAUCAAGGUGGCGCACAACUCGGCGACGACGAAACGAAGCGUGCCCGCCUACGAUGCCCAGGUAUCGGCCAGCACCACGCUGUCGACGGUGCCCUCGUCGUUGACCACCACCACCACCACGAUGGCCACCAGCCCGUCGAUGCCCCCCGCUAGGUAUCCCGUUCCACGGGCCACCGUGUCGCCCGCCUUUCGCGAAUUGCCCUCCUACGCUCCCCCGUCCCGCGCCCUCUUCACGCCGCCGUUGCCGCCCGAGUAUCUUCAUCCGUUCGCGAACAAGCCGACCCUCAGGGGCACGAACUCCGACGCUCAUUCGGGCCUGAAGCGACCGGUGCCGCCACCUAGCGGCACGCCCGCCCACGAACGUAUACCCAUCAGGCCCCCGGACCUACAGGGACCCUCUCAGCUCCCGGAGAGACAUUCUCAUUCGAGGAACAAGCCGCUCAAUACGCCCAGCAAGGAACAGAACGCGGUGGAGUCCAGCGAGCUGGACAGGCGGAACAACACCAACGAGUUCGUGCCCACUUUGCACUACCCGAGCAUCUCGAGGAUACUGUCGGGCAGCAACGGGCGCAAACAGGACAUACCCGAGAUACUCUUGAAACCGCUGCCCACGAAAAUACCGCCGCAGAACGCGCCGGUGGCGCCCACCACCGAGAAGAUGACCACGCUCUCCACCACCACCGCGCGACCCUCCAGCCAGCUGGACUCCUCUAAAUCCGUCACCCAGCCGACGAUCUUCAAUCUGCCCAACACGAGGCGGCACGACGACGACGGCUACCACGGUCUGCGCAACGAGAACGGCUACAAGACCGAGAACAUCGAGAUCGUGGACACGGAGAGGCUGCCCUAUCCGCAGCCCCAGCCGCCGGCGCCGCCACCCAAGAAGAGGCCCAACGGGCCCGACGACGAUCGCGUCGUGCCGCAGGUCGACACGCACUCCCUCGAGUCCACCUGGCGGAUCGCCUGCUCCCUCCACGUCUACGUAGCCGCGAUCAUGUUCACGCUUAUGGCCCUAUACUCGAUCUACAAGAUCGUGCGUUUCAACGAGGCAACGAAUCUACUGACGCAGUCGUACUUCCUGGCGAUCCACCUGCUGCUCACCACCGUCUGUACCCUGAGGUGCUUUCACCUCUUCUACGAUGCUUAUAACCUAGGCCACUCGCUGCCGGAACCUCUGUCCCGGGUGCUGAUGUACCUGCCAGCCCCGUUGCUGUCCACAGCGUUCGCUACUUUGGUGCUGUACCUUGCACGGUGCUCGGAGGCGCCUGCUCUGAACAACAGGUUCCUCUCGCCAGCCACUUUGGUGAUGUCCUCGACGGUGCACGCGGUUCUCUGCGUCUCGUUGCACGUGUCCACACACGUGCUCGGCUACCAGGACGAGGCGAAGAUACUGCCGCUGAUCUGCCAGUGCAUCUACAUCAUCGUGUGCGUCACCCUGGGCCUGAGCUACAUGUACGUGUACCGAGUGGUGCGCUCGCAGAUCCACUUGGCCACCAACAAGGCGGCAGGCGCUAAUCACAUAGUGGGCGCGGAUCCUACCACGAUGGCGUUGAACACCGCCAUCACCACCAGCAUCGCCACGGCGUUGUUCUUCAUCCUGAUGGGAUUCGUCCAGCUGUACGGGAUCUUCGGUAACGUCCAGGAACGGCCACAGUCUUAUCCAUGGCUCUGGUGGGGCUGGCAGUUCUCUGUCAGGCUGCUGGAGCUUGCAGUAUGCGGUCUUCUCGCCUGGGUGGCCAGCCUGUCCCAGUACCCGUUACGGGAGAAGCAGAUGCAACAGCACCCGGUGCACUCCGGUUUCGCUCUGUUUCCCUGCGGUAGCUCGACCUCCACCGAGAAUAUGGACGACGUGCUUUACCCAGCUAUCUGCAGCACCAACCAGGCGAUUCAGAAUUACACGAUGAGAACGGGGAAACAGGUUUACGACGAUAGCUUCCCGCUGAACACGCUACCCGAGCAUUUGAACAUAUCAGGUACCUUCGAGAGACAUUCCAUUCGCAAGUCGGGCACCAUGGGCCAUUUCCCGCACGAAGGUCGCGGCUCGUUAAACCGGCACGGUAAUGGUAUACAAACUCUGAGGAACUCCGAAAGUCGGGGUCGACACACGCCGGUGCAGGGACUGCACGAGCAAACCCCGACCACAGGCUCGACGAUGCUGGUGGCGGAGGACGGUUUCGUCAGGUUCCGCAGCCUGGGCGCGGAGGACGACGAGCUGUCGGACACGCCUAGCGUGGUUGGCACCCAUGGCAGAGGCAGCUCGCUGGCCGGCAGCGUACGAUUCAACGCCAGACACCCGACCCUCCAGCACCAGCACCAGCAUCAACAUCAGCAUCCCCAUCAGCAUCCCCAUCCCCAUCAGCAUCAGCUUCAGCAUCAACACUCGCUUCAACAUCCACAUCCCAGUCAGCAUCAGGCUCACCAUCAGCUGUACAACAACACGUAAAGUCACGUUGUACGGCACCGCGUAUCAGACGAUAGAAAUUUGUUCCCUGUUGACUCGAUGCUCGUCACGAUCGUCAACGAAAUAAUAGGAUGUUCCAGGGCUGUCGCGACCACGGUCUAAAACUCGAAGAACUAAUUUUAUCUUAUGCUAAUGUAAGAUACGUCCUUGUGUAUAAAUACCUAAUUGCCAUUCGCAUUUUCCUGCUUCGCAAUCCGCGUCCGAGCCGACGAACCAUUAGCCCGUAAAUGGCAUCGAUAUUUAUUUGACGUUCUCGAUUAAGCGAAGAAUAAAGAAGUGGAAUACGAGUGGAAGAAAAAAGUAUACGGCGAACUCGCGUCAGAGUUCAUUCUACCUGUUACGGUGGGUAGUUCAGGGUAUCUACGAAUCUUGACCUUAUAUUAGGCACUUGGUACUUAUUAAGGUUCAUGUGAUUAACGAAACGUUGUAUCUCGCGAAGCCUAUAGGGACAGACGCUUUCUUUCGUUUUUCCUUUCCCUCGAGUAGCAAGAAAACUCGGCUGUGGAACGUAUCGGUACAACACGUGAUUUCGGUGAAUGGCACGGCGCGUACACUCGAUCAGCUCACUGUCAUCGUCAUCUCGGUACUUUCCCAAUCAGCUUCGCCAGCAUGGCGAACUUCAGAAUGAUUCAAUGACGCGUACUUUUUGUCACUCUCGUCGAGUUGUCCUAAAUACAAGACAAAAGAGAAACAGAAACAGAAACACUGUGCAAAUUGAAAGGUGCUCGCGGUGUAAUUAAUCACUUGUUCGACCGAUACACGCGUCUCCUUCCUCGCGAUUCCGCGCCCGUACGGCGACGCCACCGUUUCGCGAUGGACGCGAGGAAGUAUAUUUUGUAAUGAAUAAAAAAGAUGAAAAAAAAGUGGAAACUUAUUCACGUGGUCCAAAACACACACACACACACACACACACACGACAUACGCAACAC
This is a messenger RNA of Colletes gigas, 3547 nucleotides long. RefSeq lists its product as uncharacterized. The transcript is spliced from 4 exons. The record is from RefSeq and is a predicted model, not a curated record. Lineage: Eukaryota; Metazoa; Arthropoda; Insecta; Hymenoptera; Colletidae. Bases 3 to 2600 code for a protein of 865 amino acids.